CCGGUCGCAACGGUCGCCCAGGAUGGUUUCAAAAAGUUGCUCCGAACAAUGGACCCAAGGUACAAUUUGCCAAAUCGAAACUAUUUCUCUGAAGAAGUGCUGCCAGAGAUGUACACCACUCUCAGGCAAAAGCUGACAGCCCGGCUCGCAACAGUAAAAUAUUUUGCGGUCACUACCGACAUGUGGUCCAGUAGGACCUGCGAGCCGUAUAUGUCAUUGACAGUUCAUUUUAUCGAGGACUGGAGAAUGGAGUCGGCGUGCCUCCAAACCAGCUACUUUCCUCAAGAUCACACCGGAGAGCACAUCGCUGAAGCCCUGCAGGAUGCGCUCUCAAACUGGAAGCUGGAGGAAAAGCGGCUGGUGGCCAUAACCACCGACAACGGGAGCAACGUUGUUAAAGCGGCCCAACUGCUAAAAUGGCUGAGGAUGCAAUGCUUUGGUCACCGACUUCAUUUGGCCAUUGGACAUGGCAUGGAUGAUCACCGCAUCACAAGGUGCAUUGCGCUGUGCAAGAAAAUGGUCAGCAGCUUUUCCUAUAGCUGGAAACGGAGGAGAGAAUUGGCUGAGGUGCAGAUUCAGCUGGGUCUACCGACUCACCAGCUCAUCACAGAGUCAGCCACACGUUGGGGAUCGAGACAGCAGAUGAUCAGCAGGGUCCUGGAGCAAGAGGCAGCCCUCUCCAAAGUCCUGUUUGCUGACAAGAAGUCGAGACAUCUUGUCCUUAACUGGCAGGACGUAGAGGUCCUGCAGGCAGUCCAGAAAGUCCUGAAGCCCCUUCAUGACUUCACAGACGCUCUCUCCGGUGAAGAGUAUGUCACCCUCUCCUACGUCAGGCCUGUGCUACACCUCUUCAACUCAAGUCUCCUAAUACGGGAAGAGGAUGAUAGUGAGCUGUGUAGGUCGAUCAAGACCAGAAUCUUGGAUUACCUUAAUGCCAAGUAUGCUGACCCAGACACAAGUGACCUUUUGGAUAUGGCAUCACUUGCGGAUCCACGUUUCAGGGUCCAAUACAUCCCAGGUGAAAGAGUUGAGGCACUGAAACACAGAGCUGUGUUGGAGGUGGAGGCCUUGCAGGCUGAUUUGGGCGGCGGUAAGCCGGACCCGGCUGGCCCUGUGCCAGAGGAACCAGGAAUGCCACCACCAUCCACAAAGAAGAAGUCACUGGCCAGCUUCUUCAAGCAGAGCACAGCCACCAACACCAGGCUGACACAGAGGGAGGCGAUUGAAAGUGAGCUUACAAGCUACUUACAGUCAGCUAUCAUCGACCACGACACAGAUCCUCUCCAAUGGUGGAAGAUGCAUGCCGAUAUUUUUCCAGCACUGAGCCUCCUGGCAAAAAAGUACCUUUGCGCACCAGCAACCAGUUCCCCUUCUGAAAGGGUUUUCAGUUGCAGCGGCAACAUUGUCAACUGUCACAGGGCAUCCCUGAAGCCUGAGGCGGUUGAUAGACUAGUUUUCCUUGCACAAAACCUGUAAAAUAUAAGAGCACUGCAAAUGAGAAACGUUUUUUUGGCCUGUUCUGUUGGUAAUUUUGUUCUGUUUACAUUCUUGUUCUUUGCACAGCUGUAGGAGAAGAAAAAUCUUAACCCUUUUCAUUUAAUUAAAACUAUUUAAUAUAUUUGUUAUUUCACACAAUGUUAGAUGUUGGCACCACAUAAUUUGUCAAAGAGAUUUAAAGAUUUUAUUUAUUUUGUUAAGAAGCAUAAAAACUGUUCUGUUCAUGUGUUCAUGUGUUCAUUCAAUUUACCUUUCUUGCACUUGGCACAUGUGCCAGCCAGAGUUCCAUGUUCCAUUCUGGUGAAAAUGACUAUACAAAAUCACAUGUUGAUAUAUG
Pleuronectes platessa (European plaice) is the source of this 1834-nucleotide messenger RNA. RefSeq names its product E3 SUMO-protein ligase ZBED1-like. The record is from RefSeq and is a predicted model, not a curated record. The transcript is spliced from 2 exons. The coding region runs from base 49 to 1476 and encodes 475 amino acids. Gene Ontology annotation, molecular function: protein dimerization activity. Lineage: Eukaryota; Metazoa; Chordata; Actinopteri; Pleuronectiformes; Pleuronectidae.